UUUGCCCGCCAUUGAAAUUGAAGUUUCCAAAUACUUUGUAUAGCAGAGUUCGUUUUAUUUUUUAAAUCAGGGGUGGUAUGUUGAUAAAUUUUAGCCGCCAUGGAUCCCAGUGCUCUACAAAAUAUGGAUCGGGACGCAUUAAAGAAGCAAAUCGAAAAUAUGAAGUAUCAGGCAUCCAUGGAGAGAUGGCCACUAUCUAAAAGCAUUGCAGAAAUGCGCUCAUUCAUUGAGGAGAAUGAAAAAAAUGAUCCUCUAAUCAAUGCUCCAGAUAAAAAGAACAAUCCCUGGGCUGAGAAGGGCAAAUGUGUUAUUAUGUAAUAUUAUCGCAAGCCACAAAAAAUCCAUAACAAAUCAAAUUUACAUAAAAACAUCCAAAUCGAUAACCUAACCUACAAUAGUUAUCAACAGAAAAAACUACAAAAUCGACACUAUAGAAAAAUUAGUUGCAGCAAUUUACUUGACAGUAAUUCAAAAAUGCUUGAAAUUCAAACAACAGAACACACAGAAAAUUCUUUAGAUCCAAUGCAGCAGUCAGCAGAUGUUGUUGCUAAAGAAAAUUCAGAUCCACAACAAAAGCAACAGAAUCAACAAAAUAAACUUGAACAUUUUGUUGACGUUAACGUCCAUAGCAAUUAUUUCGAUAACAAUUGCAACAGUAAUAACAACGCAACUAUGGACAGUUUCUAUUACUACUACAACUAUAGCUACAGUUAUGAGAACAACAAUAAUUUAUACUAUAAAAAUUUGCCAUUAUACAAAACCAAAUUGAAAACCUACGAAAUCCUACAGAAGGUACAACGUCGAGUCUUACAAGAGGUACUCCAGCGGCCAAUUUUAGUGCAGAUGAUCACCAGUUUCAUGUGGAUUCAAACGAGAUUUUGGCAAUUGUGCAAUGAAAAGUUC
Messenger RNA from Teleopsis dalmanni, 903 nucleotides. RefSeq names its product guanine nucleotide-binding protein subunit gamma-e (gene Ggamma30A). The record is from RefSeq and is a predicted model, not a curated record. The coding region runs from base 100 to 318 and encodes 72 amino acids. Gene Ontology annotation, molecular function: G-protein beta-subunit binding. The transcript is spliced from 3 exons. Gene Ontology annotation, biological process: sensory perception of taste; phospholipase C-activating G protein-coupled receptor signaling pathway. Gene Ontology annotation, cellular component: heterotrimeric G-protein complex. Lineage: Eukaryota; Metazoa; Arthropoda; Insecta; Diptera; Diopsidae.